This is a messenger RNA of Uncinocarpus reesii 1704, 1455 nucleotides long. RefSeq lists its product as uncharacterized. The coding region runs from base 1 to 1455 and encodes 484 amino acids. The transcript has a single exon. Lineage: Eukaryota; Fungi; Ascomycota; Eurotiomycetes; Onygenales; Onygenaceae. The record is from RefSeq and is a predicted model, not a curated record.
AUGGAAAUGAAAAUGGAAGCGACCUCUCCACCUAGUGCUGAACUAGGACCCCCUGAGGCAUCGGAGCCUCUGGCAGCCACCAAUCCACCCAAUACAGAACGCAUCCCAGUUCCUUCAUACCUCGAGAUCCGAAUCGCAUUAGAGCCGCGCUGCACACUCUCAGCUAGCGAUAUUCAUGAACCAGGACGUUACCUAGUCGUCUAUCCGCCCCCGCUUCAGGAGGGUGGUGUUUCGGACUAUGGGAAGGAGGAAAUAAGGGCAUUGCUCGCGUACGCCAUCGGAGCCCUUGAAUGCAAGUGGGUACCAAUGUCUCCUAUGGGAAGACGUGCAAUGAAAACCCUAAAGCGCGCAUGCGAACAAUUUCUCAGAAUUGAAUCCGAGAGAAAACAGUUCAACUUCAAGCUGGCUGCUAAACAGUUGAAAGAGGUCAUUGCAUUUAUGGAUAGCGGGUUACGGGAGGCACCCUAUGGGCUUCUGCCUAGUGACCUGGUAGACAAGACAUUGCAGAUUGGCCUUAUCGAGCUGUACAAGGCAAGCUUUUGGGCUAGGUAUGGGGAAAUGUUAACGACACUCGGCACCGAUUUGGGCUGCGAGAAGGAGAUCGACAAGCUACGCUUAUCUGUUGCAUCUGUAAAGACAGAUUGGGUCCAUAUUGACCGUUGCAUCCAGGGUGAGAACAAGGAUUUUGCGAGCGGCCACUUGCCCGAGGACGAAUGCGUUGUGUACAAUCGCAUCAUGAAAGCGUGCAACAGUACUGGUUUCGAAGCUGAUGAAACUUUUUACAUGAUUCACAACUGGGCCAUCGGGGAUGGGCUGGUGCAACCAGACCUUAUCGACCUGAUCAAGGGUGCUGAAGAGGAUAAUCCCUUUUACCUUGCGAGAAGAGUGUAUUUCGACAUCUGGGACUGUCCAAUGAUCGUGCCACCAGAAGAAGAGACAUGCCUCUCAAUAUUGAGAGAACUUUUAGAGGCGUGCAGGAAUACUUGGUUUGACUGUAAUUCUAGCCCCGAUGACUACAGCAUCUGGCCUCCUAGCUGGCACCUCGCGGAGUUCCUUGGAUACCAGGACGAGGAGCGCCGUUUGAACUUGCCUGACGACGAUCAGCUUCGGGAGGAAAUAUACUCAAAUAUACUCCGUGAAACAAAAAAACAAUUACUGAACUCGGCCCGCUGCUAUUUUCCUUGUCUUGAGGAUUACGGUCAAUUCGAACAAUUCUCAUGGGGCUGCGGAAACAUAUCGUCAGAAUGUCCUCUGGAGCAGGCAGAAAUCGAAAAGGCCCAAAAGCUGGCACGAGACUGGCAACGAGUCGAGCGUCUCGUCCAUGGCGUUGGACAGUCGUGGGAUAUACGCUUCGAGACCAUGGACGGGGUAUUCGAAGUCGAGGAAGGGUUUCGGCAUCAAAUAAUAUCCAGUUUCCAGGGUAAUCCUGAGAUUGAUUACUGGGCCACCUGGUGA